GAAAACAAAAAGUUCAAGACUUCCUAGAAGAAAUGGCGGAUUUUCCCACAACGUCUAGCUUACUGCAAAUGGGGAAGUUUUGUCUUCCUCAUUUGGCUUUCUCCUAUUCAACCGUCCCAUCAUAUUGCUGCUUCUCUGUAUCUCCUGCUGGAUAGAUAUGCAUUUUUCUGGUUUUGGCGCUAACAUUUGGCACUUCUACCCAACAAGGCCAACAUGAAGUCUUCUUCCGCUUCAAUGGCUGCCAACCGUCAACAGGAAACAUAUAUUCGUGCUCGGGAUAAUCCUUUCUUUGAUGGUAUGAGAAGACGAGAGGCAGCAAUAAUGGAUAAAGAACACCAGUCGGCACUGAAGUUCAGAGUUGAGGAUGUAAAUGAGUCACAGAAAGAGCGCCCUCCAAAGUCUAGUCUAGCAAAUGAAGUGACUCAAACUCUGGCACUUACAAAGCCCAUGAUCGAACAAUCAUACAGCGUGAACAAGGAUAGAACAAAUCUCUCUAAAGUUCCACUUCCUCCAUCAGCAGCAUUAUUUUACAAUGGGUAUUCACCACAAAUGGAAGUUGUUGAAUCAUGUCAAAGUAUAUACAAGCUAAAUAUGUAUCUAAGAGCUCGAAAAGAUGAUGUCAAUGCUGGUGUGCCAGGAAGGUUCUUGCAUGCUGUAAUAGGACCUGACAUCUGUGAUGUUGGUUCUGUUGCUACAACAAUCAUGUAUGCCUUUUACCUGAAUGAAUCGUUACAGAACAAACUGUUCUGCACUGUGCCUAUAAUCAACAUGACAAGGGUAGACAUGGAAUCUCGAGCUGAGCUGAAAUGGCUGCUUGAUGCAUGCCAUGUAGAUCAGUCAUCACUGGUGUUUCUUGAUGAGAUUGACUUAUCCUAUUAUGAUUUAUUUGGAAGCCUUAAACUAGUUUUACUGAACUGCAACAAGCUUCCUGCUAGACAAGAAGCAUUAAAAGAAGCCUUGGUGGAAAUAUUCAGUUGUUCGAAGCAUGAUGAUGUCUAUUCUUGGGUUAAAAGUGCCACAUUUGGAGAGGAAGCAUCCUGCUCUACACUUAUUGCUGAAAAGUUUCUGCUUACCACCCCAGAGAUAUUGGCUGGGCAAAGAUUCAGCCGACUUCUGCUAGCCGGCAUCCUUAUGGAUACUGGGAAUUUGAGAAGUCCUCUUUCCACUUCCAAAGACAACUACAUGGCAACCUUGUUGAUUAAUGGGGCCGGUCGAUAUGGUUGCAAUGGGCUUUACCAGAUCUUGAGAUACAAAAUGUAUGAUGUACCUGAACUGAGCAUUGGGGAAAUCCUGCAGAAAGAUAUCAAAAAAUGGACAAAAAUAGGUAAACUAAUCAGUGGUAACUCUAGAUUGACGGUGUUAAACAUUGGGAUGAGUUCAAUUGGAAUAUCAAUUGCACAGCUCCUUUCACUUGAUUCAACUUCAAAUCUGGAGAUUUCACAUUUUCAGCGCUUGGAGAAACUUUCCCUCCUUCUAAUUGUUUCUGGAUAUUAUGAUGCUGAGAAGAACUUUAAGAGGGAAAUCCUGGUCUCUGCUGAAUCAGUUGAACUCUUGAAAAACCUGAUCCAAUUUAUGAAAUCAAGUGCUCCUGACCUACCGCUCAAAAUUUUGCAUCAUCCAGAUCUACGAGAGGAGAUGAAAGCAUUUGAAGUUGACAGAGUCACAUCUCGCAAGACGAUUGAGCGACUCUUGGAAGAAUAUAUUGAGGUUUCAAAUUGACCAAAGAUUUAUGCCUGAUCUACACUGGUGCCAAACAUCUAGGUACAGAAAUUUCAAAUUUGCUUGGCCACAAUCUCUUGCAGGAAGUUUAAGCAGCUUACAACCCCAGCCACCCCUUUUCUCUGUCAGUAUUUUGUCCCUGUAAAGACUUAUUCACACAUUUGAUAUUGGAGAAAAUUCUUAAAUUGUUAUGAAAA
This is a messenger RNA of Coffea arabica (coffee), 1916 nucleotides long. RefSeq lists its product as uncharacterized. Gene Ontology annotation, cellular component: cytoplasm. The record is from RefSeq and is a predicted model, not a curated record. Lineage: Eukaryota; Viridiplantae; Streptophyta; Magnoliopsida; Gentianales; Rubiaceae. Gene Ontology annotation, molecular function: exopolyphosphatase activity.